Molecule: messenger RNA, 891 nt
Organism: Rotaria socialis
Lineage: Eukaryota; Metazoa; Rotifera; Eurotatoria; Philodinida; Philodinidae
Source: the annotation of a GenBank genome assembly
AUGAGUGCUACACAUUCAAAUGAGCCGAAUGCUACUGAAGAAUAUACAACCUCACGUGAAGAACAACAUCAACGUUAUCCAUCGACAAAUUCUUCAACACCGAAUUCAUCAGGCGGUGAAAAGCAAUUUAAUUUGACUAGCAAUAAUGAACGAUCAGGACAAAAUUCAAGAACAAGUUCUUUGGCUGAAUCAACAACAACUUCAUCAACAUCGAUUAAUAAUGAAGGCUUUUCCAAUGUUGGAGAAAUUAUACAACAUUUACAAAGAGUUUGGCUUGAUAAUAAUAAUCAUGAGAGUUCACGUCGAACAGGUAGCAAUUCGGGUACACAAUCGGCAAAUCACUCAAAUCUAAAUGAAACAGCUCCAUCACAUCAUUCAAAAGGUCAUUCACAAUCAAAUCAACAACAUUAUAAUCAUCAUCAAUCUGGUCAACAACAACAGCAUAACCAAUAUUCUGGACAACAAUAUUGGAAUAACUAUAAUAAUCCUCGCCGAUCUGGCAGUGGAAAUUAUACCCGAAAUUAUAGCGGAGGAAAUAAUGAACUUUAUUGGAAUCAAAAAUCGAAUCGAUUUCCAUCACAUCGUUCAAUGAAUAAUCUUAUGACAAAUUCAGCUAAUUAUCAACAACAAUCUCAAUCAUCACCACCUACACAGCGCCGUCAAGGUGAGCAACAACAGCAACAGCAACAAUAUUACCACAAUGAACAGCAACAACAACAACAACAACCAUCACAGUCAUAUUUUAAAAAAAAUCGUGCUGAUCAUCGUCCAAAUGGAUAUACAAUGCAACAACAAUCGUUAGAUUAUUCAUCUAAUACAACUACAUCUGAACAGUCGAAUAUAAAUUCAACACAGUCAUAUCCGAGUAAUCUAAACUCAUACAACAGAUAG